AUGGCGAGGUGGCUCUCGAUCGCCGCCGUCGCGGCGAAUGCCCAGCAGGAGCCGCAGAACCACUGGUUCCUGACUGGACCUAGGCACGGCUGGCCUUGGCAUGUCCUGUUACGCCAGUCGACGCUGACCGGGAGCGUGAGGUUCCCGUCGCCGCCGCGCCUUUUGACGGGCACAAGUGCAAGGCCGAGUGAGCUAGUUGACUGCGAUCACAGGAGCCAAGGCUGCAAAGGUGGAUUAUCCAUCAACGCCUUCAACUAUGUCAGGCAAAAUGGCAUCACAUCGCGGCAGAACUACCCUUAUAACCCUUUUCCGCAGGAGAAUGGUACGUGCUUAGCUAGGACCACACCGUGCAUGAUCAUGAACAUGAUCGGGUGGAGCCGGCUAGAGCCGCAUAAUGAGUAUGAGCUCCUGGCGCAAGUUACCUACGCUCCCGUUGUCGUCGCCAUCUCCAUCGGAGAGAACAACACCGAGUUCGCGGAUUACCCGGGCGACAUGUACUGGGGUAGGUGCACAACUGGGAACGAUCAGGAGCUCUUGCUUGUGGGUUACGGCCCCGACUUCUACAGUCUGAAGAAUUCUUAG
Molecule: messenger RNA, 582 nt
Organism: Panicum hallii
Lineage: Eukaryota; Viridiplantae; Streptophyta; Magnoliopsida; Poales; Poaceae
Product: caricain-like
Exons: 2
Coding region: 1-582 (193 amino acids)
Cellular component (GO): lysosome
Molecular function (GO): cysteine-type endopeptidase activity
Source: RefSeq, a predicted model, not a curated record